GACUUAACAUGAAUGAGUUUAAUGAGUGGAAUUAAAAAAUAGUGGAAAGCCGAAGCGACGGUGAUAAAAAUUCAGUCCUAUGUGGUAUCUGAACAAUGUGACGUGUUGCUGAAUGCUGACACACAAAAAGAUAUAAUAAAAAGCGAAUUAUUAUUGUGUUGUGUGAGAGAGAGAGCAUAAUCUUGAUAAUGGCGGAGGGAACGAAAGUGGUGACUCUGAAAGCUGUGGAAGCAACUCCUUCCUCCUUCAAAGACUUCGGUCAGGUCAUCGAGGCUACACCGGACGGCCAAAUAUUGGGUCCCCACGAUGCUCAACUCGACCUUUCCCAAGGAACUCCCAGGUUCUACAUUAUGCAUCUCGAAAGCCGCCCUCUUAAGUUUUCUAGCAUUACCCAUCAUGCAAGCGUGACUCAGUGCCUCGGCUCUGUUGGUGGCCAUCUUUGGUAUCUUGGAGUGGCCAAGCCAUCCAUUGUUGAUUCAGAUGAAAUCAAGGACAACACAGGCAAUAAGAUUGUGCAGUCACGUAGUGGUCAUUCAUAUGUGCCUCCUCACGUUCAGGAUGUCCUGCUUUUCAAGGUUGAAGGCUCCAAAUUUCUCAAGCUUAAUCGGGGAACAUGGCACGCUGGCCCUCUGUUUAAGGCAGAUUCAAUGGACUUUUACAAUCUGGAACUGUCCAACACAAAUGAGAUUGAUCAUACCACGCACAACUUUAAGAAGGACAAUGGAGUGACCUUUUUAAUUGAAGACUAAAUUCAUAGCUUUAUCUAGUUUCCGGCAUUUCAACUGAUUCGGGCAUAUUAUAUAUCAUGUCAUAUACUAAAUAAUUUCUGGAAACUUCAGCGUUGUGCUUUUCAUAUGGUGCUAGUAGUAAAAAAUUCCAUUUUACCUGUCUAUUGUUCUGCAACAUGAUUGUUACCAGUUCACGUAAAAAGAGUGAAAUAUACCGCAUUUCUUAUUUGCA
Molecule: messenger RNA, 960 nt
Organism: Cajanus cajan (pigeon pea)
Lineage: Eukaryota; Viridiplantae; Streptophyta; Magnoliopsida; Fabales; Fabaceae
Molecular function (GO): ureidoglycolate hydrolase activity
Source: RefSeq, a predicted model, not a curated record